GAUGAAGCAGGAAUCCCGGGUAUACUAGUUGGAGUUUCAGUGGACGGACAGGAAGUCUGGUCAGAAGGUUUGGGUUAUGCUGAUGUAGAGAAUCGUGUAGUAUGUAAACCAGAGACCAUCAUGCGGAUUGCUAGCAUUAGCAAGUGUCUUACAAUGAUGGCUGUUGCUAAAUUGUGGGAAGAGGGGAAACUGGAUUUGGAUGCUCCAGUGCAGAAAUACGUCCCUGAAUUUCCAGAAAAAGUCUACGAGGGUGAAAAGGUCACUAUUACGACAAGACUAUUAGUCUCACACUUGAGUGGGAUUCGUCACUAUGAAAAAGAUAUUACAAAAGUAAAGGAAGAAAAGGAAAAGGCAAACAGAGCAUUAAAACUAACAAAACCCUGUCAGGAUAAAGAACAAAAAGAAAAAGAGGGCAAAGGGAUUGAAAAGACUGAUUCUGUCAAACCAAGGAAAGAACAUGAGGGUGAGGUAAAAAGCCAAAAUUCAAAACCUGGCAGGAGAGACAAGGAAUUUGAGCAAGAAGAGUAUUAUUUGAAGGAAAAAUUUGAAAGUGUGAUUGAAUCACUGAAGAUAUUUAAAAAUGAUCCUUUAUUCUUUAAACCAGGUAGUCAGUUCUUGUAUUCAACGUAUGGCUUUACUCUAUUAAGUGCUGUUGUGGAGAGAGUUUCAGGACAAAAAUUUACAGAUUAUAUGUUAAAAAUGUUUCGUGAUUUGGAUAUGCUGUCAACUGUACUAGAUGACAAUGAGGCAAUGAUAUAUAACAGAGCAAGGUGUUACGUGUACAACAAGAAGGGACGGCUGGUGAAUGCGCCGUACGUGGACAACUCUUACAAGUGGGCUGGUGGAGGCUUUCUCUCAUCAGUAGGUGACCUUCUGAAAUUUGGAAAUGCCUUGUUGUACAGUUACCAAGCCGGACAAUUUAAAAACACUAGAGGCAAACUUCUUCCUGGGUACCUCAAACCAGAAACGGUCACAAUGAUGUGGACACCAGUGCCAAAAACAGAAGUAUCAUGGGACAGGGAUGGUAAAUAUGCAAUGGCUUGGGCUGUGGUAGAGAAAAAACAACAGUGUGGCUGUUGCAGGCAGCAGAGACACUACGCAUCUCAUACGGGUGGCGCAGUGGGGGCAAGUAGUGUCCUCCUAAUUCUUCCUGAAGAGCUGGACUCUGAAGCUACAGAUACUGGGCUAGUGGCACCACCUAGAGGAGUAAUUGUUAGUAUUAUCUGUAAUAUGCAAUCGGUUUCACUCAACAGCACGGCCUUAAAGAUUGCAAGGGAAUUUGAUAAAGAAAAACGGGCACAAUAUACAGGUUAAAAAAGGAAAAUAAGUAACUUGUAACUGGACUGACUGCACAGAAACAUGAAAAACCAAUGG
Messenger RNA from Nestor notabilis (Kea), 1374 nucleotides. It is a transcript of the gene LACTB, whose product is annotated as lactamase, beta. The annotation marks the transcript as partial. NCBI's taxonomy places the organism in Eukaryota, Metazoa, Chordata, Aves, Psittaciformes, Psittacidae. The record is from RefSeq and is a predicted model, not a curated record. The transcript is spliced from 5 exons.